Messenger RNA from Musca domestica (house fly), 1816 nucleotides. RefSeq lists its product as uncharacterized. The record is from RefSeq and is a predicted model, not a curated record. The transcript has 7 exons. Lineage: Eukaryota; Metazoa; Arthropoda; Insecta; Diptera; Muscidae. The coding region runs from base 34 to 1773 and encodes 579 amino acids.
CAAAUUUCAGUUUAACAGAGACAAAGCCAAAUCAUGAGCAGCAACACAAGCAGAUCCGGUCUGGUUCCGACACCAAAAAAAUCUCGAAAAAUUUUGCGCAAGAAAUUUUGCAACAAUGAAGAAUUGCCGAAAAAGUUUGAAGCCUUUCCAAUUGCUUUGUCCUUGCGCCCUUUUGGUGGUAUCUACAACCCAUUUUCCAAAGGCUGUUCGGUUUUGUGCAACCACCCAGCUCCGGCAGAAGUUAAAAAAGUCAUCAACAAAUGCAAACAAUCACUGACCAUAGAAGGAAAAAACAUACAGUCGCUGCAGAAUUCAUCACGACCUGAAAAAUCUGCACAGGAUGUGGAUCAUACCACCGACAACAUACCCGAGGAUUUGUUUCGUCGUUACACGGAUACAGAUUCCCGACCAUUUACACCCACUCCAACUGUUACCAGUAUUCACACCCGCACCAGUGCUGGAUCUUUUCUCAACAAUAGACGAUGCAUAACACCCGAACUGGGCAAAACUGACAUUAUCAAACGCAAAAAGAUCAUACUCGACCUACGGAAAUCCCACUCACAGGAGACUCUAUACUGGAAACCGGCCUCAGACUUAUCCAGCGGACUCACAGAUCAGGAGCUAAAGACUCGCAGUGCCGGAGCAAAUGAAGACAAAAAAGCCAAGAAACAGAAGUCCGAUGAGCAAAGACCGAAAUCAUCGUUGGCGGCCACCACAACUAUACUGGAGGAAGAAACGCUUGAUGAUAGUAAAAAAACAUCACAGACGUGCAUCAAUGAACAGGACUAUGGAGAUGAAGACAUUCGCCGGGGGAAAAAGCGCAAGAAAAUGAAAACGGUGGCCACUACUGCCACCACUUUCCAUUUGAGCCAAGAUCCUGAAACUCAGGUGGCAGCUUUGGGUCCAGAUUCAUUGAAUCCCAGUACAAGGCCCAGUCUGAUACCAAAUUCAAUGAGCCUGUUGCCUAGCCAUGAUAAAAGUCAAGCAGAGCAUGUCCUAUUGAAGGGCAGUUUCUUAACGGACGAAGCCUUUCAAACACUGAAAAUAAAAUUGAGCAUAGAUGUUAUUGAAAACACUUUCGAUAAAUAUCUCAAUAGAGCCUACCGGGAGGCGUACAAGUAUAUGCCACAAAAGCCCUCGGAUCCAAAUGAUGUUUCUCAUGAAUUGGAAAAACUAAAUUUAAUUUGUGAGAAAAUGCCAAGAAAGUUCUCCAAAUCAGCUACCAGAUUUAAUGUUCCAAUGAAUUUGAAGUCACUUGAAACAAUGAGUGUGUGUGAAUAUCUCAGUAGCUAUGUGUGGGUGUCGCGGCAGAGAAAACAAAUAUACAAAAGAAUAUUUUUGAAGCAUCUAAAACCCAUGUCCCAAGAAUCGGGACCUGAGCAGCAGGAGCAACAAUUCAAGACGGGUGAUACCGAAGUACAAUUUCCAUUGCCCGAAUAUGUUGAGCGUGCAAUGAAUAUGAAAUAUUUGUAUCAGGCUCUGGAAGAAGUUUUGGAAUUUUAUGGAACAGAGAAAACUAUAAAUAGAGUUCUUGACAUUAUCAGCUAUGAGAAGCUAAAAGAAGACGAUGGCAAGAUGCUAAAUUUUCGCACUUGGUGUGGCUUGGUGGCCUUUGCAGAGCGUCUAGCAUUGGAUGAUCCCAGUGGAACAGAUUCGUGUGAUGAGCUGGAACGCGCCGACUUCAACAGCAUGGAAUCCCGCAUCCAAAACUUUAAAGUUCCUUCGGAUUUGCGAAAAGUUUUCGAUAUUGUUAGAAAUGCCCAUAAAGCAUGAGACAAAGUGGAAUUGAAGUAAAAAUAAACUAAAGCCUAUACAA